AUGGCGUAUCAACCUCCCCACCGCCGGACGGCGACCGGGAAUGGGAGUAUCCCGGCCCCCGUACCCUCUCACAGGGGAUCCACGGGCGGCAUUGCGUUCAGCAGCAAAGACAUGCCCGGUAACGGCAACAACAACACAACUGUCUCCCCGGAACCCGCGCCGACACCGUCCCCGGCCCCACCGGCUGCAUCCUCGCCCAGGCGGGACUGGUCACUGCCCACACAGCCUCUUCGGCCGCGCCCACAGCCGCCGGCGCGGUACUCGUCCUUCCCCACUGUCGCCGGUGGGUCCGAUAGGGACACCAUGCUGUCUGCUCGGCGGGGAUCCCCACUGGCCAGCCCCAACUCGGACCUGCGCCCGACCCAACGUAUGUUCUCGCCUGCUCCCUCUGAGAUGGAGUUGCUAGCCAGUGUGUCGAGGAGCGGCGGGGACGGUGCCGAGGGCGACGCGUUGAAGGAUUACGCGACCCAAGAGCGGUUCAGGCGGUACAUUGACGAAAAGAUCCACGAGUACCACAAAGACGCCAGCGAUGCGGAUACGGGCAACCUGCAGAACGUCGUGCGGCUGUUUAGAAAGCUGAGAGAAGGGGUGGUCGCGUCUGGGAGGCUGGACGCGUUUGCCAUUGAAGCGUUUGAGACGUCGGUCCGCUAUGCGGUUCUCGCGAAAGAUGCCUCGCAGCUCCUCUCCGUCCUCAGUGCGCUCGUUCCUGACCUCUAUCUCGCAGUAGACGAGGCCAAGAGGGAACGCGCUAGCAGAGGUGUGGAGGAGCGCUGCGCUAAGCGCAUCGCACUUCUCAAAGAAUUGCAUCAGCAAGCCAACGGACACUCGCAUUCGUCCCAUUCGCAUUCGCACUCACACUCGCACUCGCAUUCGUACUCGCCGACCUCGAGCAUCACCUCCCCCUCCCUCUACUCGCCCAGCAGCCUCGGCGACCCGCCCACGCCCUCGCCCUCCAUCCCCGGAUCCCCCCAGAUCGACCUCCUCGAUGCCGCAGGACGGGACUUUGACCACCCGCAUUUCCUCGACAACGUCGUGGGGAUCAACGCAGACGACAACCGCGCCCACUUUGUCUCCCUCCUGCUCAUCUACCACCUGGUCCACUCGCCGCGCGAAGUGUUCAACGCGACAUACACGCAGCUGGCCCUACCGCAGAACCCGCUCCUGCGUCCCCGGCCGCUCCGGUGCGAGGGGUGCACGCUGCUGCCGACCCCGGCGCCGGUCCCCGUCAAGGCGCCGCCGCCGUUCGUGUGUCCGCAAAACCUCGUGUUUGUGACCGCGGCGGCGCGCGCGCUCGCGCCCGAGACGUUUGACCCGCUCCUCUUUGGCCGCAUGGUGCGCAACAUCAACCUCCACCCGGAACGCCCGCACGACCACCCGCAGGCGCUCGAGCGCGCCCUCCUGGCGUGGGCCAGUCCGCGCGUCCGCCAGGAGGCGGCGGACAGGCUCAAGAAGGGAUACAUGUCCGCCGGGGCCGAGUGGGUGGGUAAAGUGUUAAACUUGGAUGGCGGGAACAGUGGCGUCACGCUGUGGGCCAUGGCCAACGGCGUGGCGAUAAGGGAUGGAAUGGUGAAGCUUCGGUAG
Messenger RNA from Apiotrichum porosum, 1581 nucleotides. RefSeq lists its product as uncharacterized. The transcript is spliced from 2 exons. The record is from RefSeq and is a predicted model, not a curated record. The coding region runs from base 1 to 1581 and encodes 526 amino acids. NCBI's taxonomy places the organism in Eukaryota, Fungi, Basidiomycota, Tremellomycetes, Trichosporonales, Trichosporonaceae.